CAAUGCUCUCAAGAGCCUCAUGGAGAAAUACACCACAUGAUGACCCAGAAGAUCAAGUCUUUUUCAGUAUGGAAUGAUACACAAAAUAUUGUCUCUGUGCCAUUAGGAUGAACACACUUUCCACUUAUGUUAUCAAUAAAAAAUGCCUUUAUUUUCCAAGCUGGCAUUGGAGUCUCAGCCAACACCUUCCUUCUUCUCCUGCACAUAUUCACACUCCUUCAGCACCGCAGGCCUAAGCCCACUGACCUGGUCACUUGUCACUUGGCCUUUGUCCACAUAGUGUUGCUCCUCACUGUAGUGGAUGUUUCGCCUGUAGACGUGUUCGAAUCACUGAAUUUUGGGAAUGACUUCAAAUGUAAGGCUUUAUUUUACACAAGCAAGGUGAUGAGGGGCCUCUCCAUCUGCAGCACCUGCCUCCUGAGUGUGCUCCAGGCCGUCACCAUCAGCCCCAGCACCUCCUGGCUGGCAAGGUUUAAACGUAGACUCACAAAGUACAUUAUUCAUAUUUUCUUAUUUUUUUGGUUCCUCAAUCUGUCUGUCAGCAGUAACCUCAUAUUCACUGUGGUUUCUUUCAAUGUGACCCAGACAAACCUGCUGAAGGUCAGUAGACACUGCUCACUGUCCCCCAGGAGCUUCAUCCUCAGGUGUGUAACGUUCACACUGAGCACCUCCAGGGAUGUCUCCUGUGUAGGAAUCAUGCUGCUCUCAAGUGCGUACAUGGUGACUGUCUUGUGCAAGCAUCGGAAGCGAUCCCGGCACCUGCACAGCCCUGGCCUCACCCCAGCCACCUCUCCAGAGAAGAGGGCCACCCAGACCAUCCUGCUGCUGGUGGGUUUCUUUGUGGACCUUCUUUCCAUGUACUUUAUGGACCUUAUCACCUCAUUCAUCUCAACUCUGUUAUGGACGUAUGACCCAGUCAUCAUGAGUGUCCAGAAGUUUGUUUUCAAUGCCCAUGCCACUGCUAUCCCUCUGGUACAAAUCAGUUCUGAUAAAAGAAUAAUUGACAUUCUCCAAAAUAUGCAAUCACAGUUUCAUCAAUUUUUAAUGUUAGUGAUGUAAAACAUUUUC
Molecule: messenger RNA, 1068 nt
Organism: Galeopterus variegatus (Sunda flying lemur)
Lineage: Eukaryota; Metazoa; Chordata; Mammalia; Dermoptera; Cynocephalidae
Product: putative vomeronasal receptor-like protein 4
Exons: 2
Coding region: 127-1059 (310 amino acids)
Biological process (GO): G protein-coupled receptor signaling pathway
Cellular component (GO): membrane
Molecular function (GO): pheromone receptor activity
Source: RefSeq, a predicted model, not a curated record